Molecule: messenger RNA, 1039 nt
Organism: Pelecanus crispus (Dalmatian pelican)
Lineage: Eukaryota; Metazoa; Chordata; Aves; Pelecaniformes; Pelecanidae
Source: RefSeq, a predicted model, not a curated record
AUAUGGCAGUGUGGAGGAAGCCUUGAGAUCCACCCGUGCUCACACGUAGGUCACGUUUUCCCCAAACAAGCUCCAUACUCACGGUCCAAAGCUUUGGCAAACAGUGUGCGUGCAGCUGAAGUGUGGAUGGAUGAAUAUAAAGAAAUUUAUUACCACCGAAACCCACAUGCUCGUCUGGAACCAUAUGGAGAUGUGACAGAAAGGAGACUCCUUCGAGAGAAGCUGAAAUGUAAGGACUUCAAAUGGUUCUUGGAGAAUGUGUACCCAGAGCUUCACGUACCCGAGGACAGACCGGGCUUCUUUGGAAUGCUGAAGAAUAGAGGAAUGGCAAACUUCUGUUUUGAUUAUAACCCUACAAAUGAACAUCAAGUAACCGGACACAGGAUCAUAUUGUACCCCUGUCAUGGCAUGGGACAAAAUCAGUUUUUCGAGUACACAUCCCAUAAUGAAAUACGUUACAACACCCGACAGCCAGAAGUCUGUGCAGCAGUCGAUUCAGGGACUGACUACUUGACAAUGUACUUGUGUCAAGAAAAUGUCCACAGUGUUCCUGAAAACCAGAAGUUUGUUUUCAGAGAGGACGGUACUUUGUUUCAUCUACACACCCAGAAGUGCGUACAAGCCCAGUCAAACGCUUACAAUGGUAACCCAGCACCGUUGUUACGACCCUGUACCAACUCGGACUACCAAAAAUGGUUCUUCAAAGAAAGAAGUUGAUCCAGAUGUCAUCUAGGAUAUUGCUGAAUAUGAAAAUGUUCUCUUUCUAGUCAGCAGUUAGUCAGCCUUUUGAAAAUCACACAGGUGAUAUAUUUUUGUACGGAAAGAACUGUAAUUAGUUUACAAGCCUUGGAUUUUGUUUUCUGGAGCAUUAAAAGGCACUAAGCAUUGAGAGCUACGUAAAGUAAGUGCUGUAGCUGUAUCAUGCUACAGAAUCUGCUCCUCUCUUCUCUUUAUUUGGCAGCUACAUAACUGCUUCUGAAGUGUCCGAGGGUCUUUUCACAAGUGACGAUAUAUUUUUUUAAUCUACUGUGUGAAAGUA